CCAGUUUCUCUUUUUGUCCACAACGUUGUUGCCGUUGUCUGUUACGUCGCGAGGAGCAGCUUAUGGCCGCCAGAACCGGCCAAGUGGGGCUCCGAUCCGAACUGGCUGUCCGUCGUUGCUCGGAGAGCACUGUCUAUUGGCAGCGCCGAAGCCUAUCGAAAUGGUGCACCGACACUCUGGCCUCUCUCCACAACCCCGAGAGCCGGUCGCCUACGCUUUGGUAUGUCUGAGAAAUGCGCUGCCCUAUCGACGAGACGGCAGAAGACCGUCUGUCGCUGGGCUCGGGUGCACCUACCGACGGUCUCCAGGCCGGCCGGAGACAGAGCCUCAGAGCUGGCCUCGAUCCGACGCGAGCCUGGCCGUCUGGUCGUCUGCCUGACCGCCUCGGGACUCGACUUCACGACCACUCGACGCUCAGCGGCUAACCAGCCUCGCGAGGGCAACGAUUCCCUUUGA
Molecule: messenger RNA, 456 nt
Organism: Protopolystoma xenopodis
Lineage: Eukaryota; Metazoa; Platyhelminthes; Monogenea; Polystomatidea; Polystomatidae
Source: the annotation of a GenBank genome assembly